Schizosaccharomyces cryophilus OY26 is the source of this 1663-nucleotide messenger RNA. Its product is annotated as saccharopine dehydrogenase. NCBI's taxonomy places the organism in Eukaryota, Fungi, Ascomycota, Schizosaccharomycetes, Schizosaccharomycetales, Schizosaccharomycetaceae. The record is from RefSeq and is a predicted model, not a curated record. The transcript has a single exon. Gene Ontology annotation, molecular function: saccharopine dehydrogenase activity. Gene Ontology annotation, cellular component: cytoplasm. The coding region runs from base 230 to 1582 and encodes 450 amino acids.
UGGAUCUCUUACAAAUACAAUCAGAAAGAUCUUGAUUGUGGAUAAUCGAAGAAUAGACUAAAUAUCUAAAAUUGGCUUUCUUUUUACUAUCCCAGAACAAUUUCUUUUCUGUAUAAUCCAUAUAGAGAAAAAAUUGAAUUCUUCGUAAUUCAUCAAUUUGUCAAUUUGUCAAUUGAAUAAAUCAAACGUUAAUUUACUUUUUUAGUCUUAAAACAGCGAGAAAUUCAAAAUGCCAUCUAUAUUGCUCCUUGGUUCUGGUUUCGUUGCAUUGCCAACAUUGGAAUACUUGGCUCGUCGCAAGGAAAAUACUAUAACUGUUGCAUGCAGAACCCAAUCUAAGGCUGAAUCAUUGAUUAAGGGUGUCCCUAACUCAAAAGCUAUUUCUUUAGACGUUGGUAACGAGACUGCACUCGAAAAGGCUGUUUCUGAGCACGAUCUCACUAUUAGCUUGAUCCCCUACACUUACCAUGCUGCUGUUAUGAAAGCUGCUGUCAAGCAUGGCAAACAUGUUUGCACAACCAGCUAUGUCAAUCCCUACAUGGCUGAAUUAGAAGAAUCAGCUAAGAAGGCUGGCUCCAUUUGCAUGAACGAAAUUGGUGUUGAUCCUGGCGUUGAUCAUUUGUAUGCCAUUAAAACAAUUGAAGAAGUCCAUAACGAAGGUGGCAAGAUCAAAUCUUUCUUGUCUUACUGCGGUGGCCUUCCUGCCCCUGAAGACUCUAAUAAUCCAUUAGGCUACAAGUUCUCCUGGUCUUCUCGCGGUGUCUUGUUGGCUCUUCGUAACUCUGCCAAGUUCUAUGAAGGCGGCAAGAUUGUAGAAAUUGAGGGUAAGGAUUUGAUGGAAACUGCCAAGCCCUACUUCAUCUACCCCGGCUAUGCUUUUGUUUGCUAUCCUAAUCGUGAUUCUACAGUUUUUAAAGAGCGCUACCAGAUUCCCGAAGCCGAAACCAUUAUCCGUGGUACCUUGCGUUACCAAGGCUUCCCUGAAUUCAUUCAUUGCUUGGUUGACUUGGGCUUUUUAGAUGACACUGCCCGUGAUUACCUGGAUCCUAAGGGUACCGCUUUACCUUGGAAAGAAGUCACCGCUCGUGUUUUGAACGCUUCUUCCUCUUCCCAAGCCGAUUUGGUCAAAGCUAUUUCCUCUAUUCACCAAUUCAAGGAUUUGGAUGACAAGAAGCGUAUCAUUAAUGGUCUUAAAUGGCUCGGUAUGUUUUCCGAAAAGCCUGUCACUCCUCGUGGAAAUCCUUUGGAUACCUUGUGCGCUACUUUGGAGGAACUUAUGCAGUACGAAGAGGGUGAACGUGACAUGCUUAUUUUGCAACAUAAGUUUGAAGUUGAAACCAAGGAAGGUAAGCAACAAACUCGUACUUGUACUCUUCUUGAUUAUGGCGUUCCUGGGGGCUACACUUCUAUGGCGAAGCUUGUCGGUAUUCCUUGUGGUGUCGCUUCUCAACAAAUCCUUGACGGUGUCAUUAUUACCCCUGGUGUCUUGGCUCCUAAUGACAUGAAACUUUGUAGUCCUUUGAUUGAUGAACUUGCCAAGGAAGGCAUUGUUGUUCACGAGGAAGUCAUCGAUCAAGACUAAAUGAGCUUUUGGUUUGUUUAAUGUGCCAUUACCUCUUGCUUUAUCUUUUAUAGUUUCGACUUUGUUAAAUAAUAUUGCCCA